Messenger RNA from Mytilus californianus (California mussel), 1203 nucleotides. RefSeq names its product salivary glue protein Sgs-3-like. The record is from RefSeq and is a predicted model, not a curated record. NCBI's taxonomy places the organism in Eukaryota, Metazoa, Mollusca, Bivalvia, Mytilida, Mytilidae. The coding region runs from base 1 to 1203 and encodes 400 amino acids. The transcript has 7 exons.
AUGCUUCAACAGAGAAUUUUUAAAAUUAAAUUGCACAUUAAAGAUACUGCUUAUCAGUCCACAAGUAAUACAACCACAACUUAUCCAACCACAGCUUAUCUGUCCACAAGUAAAACAACCACAACUUAUCCAACCACAGCUUAUCUGUCCACAACUUAUCCGUCCACAAGUAAAACAACCACAACUUAUCCAACCACAGCUUAUCUGUCCACAAGUAAAACAACCACAACUUAUCCAACCACAGCUUAUCUGUCCACAACUUAUCCGUCCACAAGUAGAACAACCACAACUUAUCCAACCACAGCUUAUCUGUCCACAAGUAAAACAACCACAACUUAUCCAACCACAGCUUAUCCGUCCACAACUUAUCCGUCCACAAGUAAUACAACCACAACUUAUCCAACCACAGCUUAUCCGUCCACAAGUAAUACAACCACAACUUAUCCAACCACAGCUUAUCCGUCCACAAGUAAAACAACCACAACUUAUCCAACCACAGCUUAUCUGUCCACAAGUAAUACAACCACAACUUAUCCAACCACAGCUUAUCCGUCCACAAGUAAAACAACCACAACUUAUCCGUCCACAAGUAAUACAACCACAACUUAUCCAACCACAGCUUAUCCGUCCACAAUUAAAACAACCACAACUUAUCCAACCACAGCUUAUUUGUCCACAAGUAAUACAACCACAACUUAUCCAACCACAGCUUAUCCGUCCACAAGUAAAACAACCACAACUUAUCCAACCACAGCUUAUCCGUCCACAAGUAAUACAACCACAACUUAUCCAACCACAACGUAUCCAACCACAGCUUAUCCGUCCACAAGUAAAACAACCACAACUUAUCCAACCACAGCUUAUCUGUCCACAAGUAAAACAACCACAACUUAUCCAACCACAGCUUAUCCGUCCACAAGUUUAUGGCAACAAGACAUCCCAGAGAAAUACAGCCCUCAGGAUCAAGGACUUAACCUUGCACACUUCCAUGCCUGGAACAGGCAAUUCUUUAAGAUUGAUUCCAUGGUAGACAACUCAGUUCCUGCUCCUCAGCAGGAAGUUCAAGUAGAAAAAGUGGAGGAAGUGGAUCUAGAUCAACCUGCAAUAGUUGAGCUUGAGGUGCUUGCUCCACCUCAGAGGGAGGAAACUGCUGCGACGCCACAAGAGGCUGCCAUGCAACAAGCUAAUUCAUUGUCUGUGUAA